Magallana angulata is the source of this 675-nucleotide messenger RNA. RefSeq names its product complement C1q-like protein 3. Bases 33 to 623 code for a protein of 196 amino acids. The record is from RefSeq and is a predicted model, not a curated record. Gene Ontology annotation, molecular function: protein binding. Lineage: Eukaryota; Metazoa; Mollusca; Bivalvia; Ostreida; Ostreidae. The transcript is spliced from 2 exons.
CUUCACCACUGUCUAAUUAGAAUAUCAAGACGAUGUUGCUGUAUUUGCUAUUUCCAUUGUUGUUUAGUGUAUUAGGAGUGUCGUGCGGCGAAAACAAUCUACAAUCCGACGUACAGACAAAGAUGGGUUUGUUGAAGUCCUUAAUUUACAACAACACCAAGGCCACGGUGACCUUGGAUUCAUCAGCCCUAAAACAACUGAUUCAACUGCUGUCAGAGUCUUCAAAUCAUUCUCGAAGAAUCAGUUUUUCCGUUUAUGUUAAAUCAAAUGUUCUGACGCUUGGCUCUGGUCAAACAGUAAAGUAUGAUACAAUCCUAACAAAUGAUGGAAACGGAUAUGACGACAGAACGGGGGUAUUCACGUGUCCAGUGGCGGGAACCUACAUGUUUGUUGUCGAUUCAUUAUCCAAACCUGGGAUCUGGUUGUUCCUGAAAGUCAACAACAAUGCGGUAGGCAAACUACACGUGUCUGUUGCACAUAAAGAUAAACCAUUUGUCCAAAUAAGCAGGACAGUCAUCGUGAGACUGAAAUCCGGGGACCAUGUCAGAGUUGAAAAUUAUUCAAACAACGGUAUAAUACACGACGGACAUUACUCAGGAUUCACAGGAGUCCGCUUGUAUUGACCAUGGAUUGUAUAAAUCUUUUUAAGUCGAAUAAAAAUUUCAAAAACUUUCU